Messenger RNA from Trypanosoma cruzi, 1224 nucleotides. RefSeq lists its product as uncharacterized. The coding region runs from base 1 to 1224 and encodes 407 amino acids. The transcript has a single exon. The record is from RefSeq and is a predicted model, not a curated record. Lineage: Eukaryota; Euglenozoa; Kinetoplastea; Trypanosomatida; Trypanosomatidae.
AUGUUCCGUAGGUUAUGCUCAAUGGUUACCAUUGGGCACAUACUGCCCAUUGGUCUGCGGCAGUGUCAUGUAAAUACUGUUGAGGGGGUUGGUACUUUAAAUGAUAAGUCACGGGUGAAGUUUGGAGUUUGUGAAGCUGAAAUUGUGAGUGAAACAAGAAUUUCUCAGGAGAAAGGUCCAGAUUCUAUAGGUGAAAUUAAAAGCCAGGAUGUAAAUUCAGUUUUGGAGAAUGAACACUUUUUUCUAGAGAUGAAUCGACUGCAGUAUUCUUUUUCGCAAGAAGGACCUUAUAUUGGCUCGCGGAAAAAAGACACAAUAGAAACUUCUGUGGAUAACCGUAGUCGUCGACGUAUUGUCCGAGUACCUCAACCAGAUUCCGAAUAUCGUCCAAACGAAACAUCUUUUCGAAGGUUACCCAAAAAUGCACGUAUCCCCAAUGAAUAUGAACUUCGUGCCUUAUAUCCACAGAGCACAGGUCUCGUCUUAAUUGAGGGAAAAGCUGAUUGUGUCGAUCAUAGUGCAUUUGAUCCAGAUGAAGAUCCGGCUCCAAUGGCCUACAGUAUGGUUACACCUUCAGAUUGGUCAAAAGAAAAAGAAUAUCCAUAUAUGGUUGUACUUCCUGAUCAUCGGGGAAUUCCAAGAGAUUUUGAAGAUGUAUGUGCGAAUUUUUUUGAACGCCCUAUGCAUCGUCAAUUGAUGCUUGAACAAAAUUGGGUAAUUAUUUCUCCAACUAUAAAUCUUCGUCAUAACUUCCAGGUUCCUGUUGAGGCUGUAGUGGCACGUUUUUGUGACUGGGUCACAGAGAAUUUCAAUGUUGAACAUCGAAGAGUCCAUUUGUUUGGAAAGGGGAAUGGGGCUUACGUGGCUCUUCGAACUGUUAUGGAACAAAAAGAGGUAGCGAUUAGUGUGACAGCUAUAUUAGGUCGAUCAGGAACACCGUUUCGUCCUUUGGAUCGUCCCCAAGAUAAGGUGAGAAAUUUCAAUGGGGUUCAUUCUUUGGUUUUCGUUCCAGGUCUUUUAAGAAAGCAAGAUUGGUACUACAAAUUUAAGUUUAUGAUGGAUAUGGCGCGCAUUCGACCAGCUCUGAGAAAUAUACACUUUGCAGAUGUUCGGGAUCACCAGGUUUAUUAUGCCAUUAAUCCCUAUGAAUUCUGGAAUCACAUGAAAUACUUUCGUCAACACAGCAUCAAAAUGGUGACUGAGGGUGGUUAUUGUGUCCACUGA